GUUUCCUGCUGUUUGCUGCCUCCAAUUCCCGGAGUCUGGAACUUCCGACCACCGAUCACAUUGUAAAUGCCUCCGGUGCCCCCGACAUCUGACCCAAUCAGGUCGCAGUGAGUCGCCGGAAGGAUGAGUAAGUGUGAUUGACUAUGGGGACACAAAAAGAUCAAAAGGAGGCAUUGUCUUCAAAGACUGUUCUGCAGAAUUAUUCAUCUCAUAUGAGGUCACAUGAGAUUUUAAGCCUCUGGCCCUAGACAUUGGAGAGAGAGAAGGUACUCCGAAAUGAUGCCCUGCAGGUUGCAGUGGAACCUUGUCCUACUAAACUUCAUGACAUGUGGCCUUGAAAUUUGUGUGGCAGCUGGGAUCACAUAUGUCCCCCCAUUACUGUUGGAGGCUGGGGUGAAAGAGCAGUACAUGACUAUGGUUUUGGGUAUUGGACCUGUCCUUGGACUAAUCUUUGUGCCAUUGAUUGGAUCAGCUAGUGACAAUUGCCAAAGUAACUAUGGUGGAAGACGACCAUUCAUCUGGCUGCUAUCUCUUGGUGUCCUCCUGUCACUCUUUAUCAUUCCUCAUGCAGACUCUUUGGCAUCCUACCUCUCCUAUGGUGGGAAUCAUAUCCAUAUUUUCUUCCUAAUUUUCGGCGUAGGAUUGUUGGACUGUUGUGCACAAGUCUGCUUUACUCCACUGGAAGCUCUUCUGUCCGACCUUUAUCAUGAUGAUGAAGGUUGUGGUCAAGCCUUUGCCAUGUUCUCAUUAAUGAUCAGCGUUGGUGGUUGUAUUGGAUAUUUAUUGACCUCAUUCAACUGGAAUUGUACAUACUUUUCUCUUUACCUUGGUGGCCAAGACGAGUGCCUGUUUUUAUUAUUGACUGUUAUAUUUGUAAUAACUGUCCUUGUAACAAUGAAGACGGCAGAAGAACAUGGCCAAGGCCAACAAGCUCUUGACCGUAAACCUUCUGUGACCUCUAUAUCCUUCACCAGAGGAUGUUGCAUACCAAAAUGGAAAUUACGUUCUUGGAAAUGUAACCCAAUUUUUUGCUUGUUGAGCCUUUGCUGGUCUGUUACCCCCAGGAUUUAUCACAGCUACUGUCUCAUCCCAGCUGUUAUAAAACAACUGUGUGCUGCCCAGUUAUGUAGCUGGAUGGCUGUUAUGUCUUUCAUGCUGUUCUACACAGAUUUUGUCGGUGAAGGAUUAUACAAAGGUAUUCCAAGUGCCGCUCCCGGAACAGAGUCAAGAAUUCGAUAUGACGAAGGAAUCCGCAUGGGAAGUCUUGGUCUCUUCCUCCAGUGUGCAACAUCGACCUUCUUCUCCAUGAUCAUCAACAAACUUGCUAAGCAGUAUGGUUCCCGGAAAGUGUAUCUCUCCAGCAUGAUCACAUUCACCUCUUCUGCCUUGGUUAUAUGCCUGUCACAGAACAUCAUCAUAGUGACCAUCAUGUCUUCGUUAACUGGAUUUGCAUAUGCUACACUACAGACACUCCCAUACACGUUAAUAUGUCUCUAUCACAAGGAAAAAGAAAUAUUUAUGCCAAGACCCGCACUGCCAAACAUCCGGAAUGAAAAAAUCCUCACCAAAGAAGCUGUGCACUUUUCACCCAAUAUACCAAGCAGCUACCAAAAUGGAACUCAUAAACAAAAAGGACACACCAAUGAAGAAACAAUAUAUAUCACUCAAGAGCUGGAUACAUAUGUUCCUCCUGAAGACCAUCCCUACUACCCAAUAGACAAUAAUAACCAGGUGGUCAACACAGACGAUAAACCUCUUAAAGACGUUUAUGCAAAGAGAGGGAUUGGCCUUGACUUUGCGACUCUUGACAGCACAUUCCUCCUGUCUCAGGUCUUUCCAUCCCUCUUCAUGGGAAUGUUUGUACAAUUGAUGGAAAAUGUUACAGUCUACAUUGCCUCAUCCGUUGUUUUUGGAGUAUUUGCCAUAUAUUUAGCAAACCGUGUUGUUUUCGACCAAAAAGACUUACGAACAUAAAAAUAUAUUAUCUUGAUAGUAGAAAAGGCGAGGAUGAAAACUUGUUUACAGUGUUCACGUUUACAGCCAUAAAUGUUUCUCUGUAGUUUUUGCCUUUUCACUUUUCCUUUUCACUUUCCUUUUCACUUUCCUUUUUACUCUUAUCUUUCUCCCUUUGUUUUCUCCCUGUCCUUAUUUGUUUUUUUCCCUUUUCCUUU
Molecule: messenger RNA, 2171 nt
Organism: Bufo gargarizans (Asiatic toad)
Lineage: Eukaryota; Metazoa; Chordata; Amphibia; Anura; Bufonidae
Product: solute carrier family 45 member 3-like
Exons: 5
Coding region: 277-1974 (565 amino acids)
Cellular component (GO): membrane
Molecular function (GO): sucrose:proton symporter activity
Source: RefSeq, a predicted model, not a curated record